Penicillium verhagenii is the source of this 1782-nucleotide messenger RNA. RefSeq lists its product as uncharacterized. Lineage: Eukaryota; Fungi; Ascomycota; Eurotiomycetes; Eurotiales; Aspergillaceae. The record is from RefSeq and is a predicted model, not a curated record. The transcript is spliced from 8 exons. The coding region runs from base 1 to 1782 and encodes 593 amino acids.
AUGGACCUGCGCGCAUCUGUUGAAGACGCCGAGGAUGCGGCAGCCGGCUUCACCACCUUUCGUGCUCCUGUUCCUCAACAUGCGGCUGAAGUGACCGCCUUGAUAUCGGACCUUUAUGCCAUCAGCGCCUCCUUCACCAGCCUGGAUGCUUUUUCGAAAAACCCUCAAUACCAGUCCAAUUGGGCUUACGCCUGGCACGAUGUGGAUUUGGUGCGACAGAGCUUCAAAUUCACUAUAGAGGAUAUGUUUAAAUAUUUUUACCGUUUGGAUAAUGGCAAUAACACUCCGGAAAAUUACCAAAGAGUAUGGCUCUCAUUGAAUCGAUUCUUUCAGGAUGAAUCAAGGCAUCCGCUUGCAAUUCGCCUGGGAAGAUACAAGACUUUUCUCAAAGGUCUGGAGGGUAAUAUAUUAGCCAAUCGAAGUCAUGAUCAUACCCGCCUUGAAUCCCCUCGCAGCGCCAUGAGGUCGCUCCUCGCCUUGCAGGAAAGCAGCCGAAUGCCUCCGGUUCCGACUUCGGUUCCCGAUAAUUUACACCAAGGUCUCGGCAGCUUAGCCCUUGGAGGUUAUACUGUGCAUGAUGAGGAUGAGGAGCCCUUUGAGGAGUUUCGGCGUGAAACGCGUGGAUCGCGUCAAUCGCGCGAUCAUAAACCAACCUUGCGUCCCCUCUCUCGCCCCCAUUCUAGAGCGCGUAUAGUGGAACCCAUGAGCCCGAUCAGCCCGGUCAGUGACCGUGACCGGCGACAUCGUCGGUCAUUUGAGAGGCCAAGGCCUCCACAUCUGUCUCAGGCUCCCCUGUCCCCGUCGUCUGGUACAGGUACAUUUUCCGACAGUAUUCCUCCUUCUGCUCCGGAUGCACCUCCAACACCGUUGACUGGAUCAGUGUCUGCCACGACAACUACCACCACUACUACCACAACCACCAGCCGCUCUGCUCGCAAUGAUGCUAUAAAGUAUCAUUGGGUGAGAGAUAUCUUUAGCACUUAUGAUACUGAGACCGCACUUCCAAACUCACCGGAGAGAGCAGGAUGUUACGACGACGCCCACUUGGGGCUCAAGGAUACUCUCAAAGAACAAGGGUUUGAAAGAAUUCUUCAAUUGGCCUUCAAUGACGAUUCGAGGAUAACAGUCUACUUCUAUUUGCGGGAGAAAGACCACCGCGCUCGAAUUGUUUGCAAGAAACCUCACCGGACUCGAUCAAGUGAAUACUUCUGUAUGCCCCUGAAUAUGUUGGAGGUUGUCCGAACAGGAUCCUCUCUUCAAUUGUGCCGGAGAAAACACUCGGGCAGGGAUUUGACCCUGUGGGCCCAAUUCAAGUUCGCAACAAUUGAAAGCAUGGUGGUGUUCUUCUGUUCUUUCUUGGCUCUUCGUUCCCAAGAUGCCGGUCGACCUAUCGAAAACAUUCAGGACUACGAACUGGCAGAUGAGGAGGAGCUAUAUGGCGGCCAAAUCGUCGAUGAUGAAUAUGGCCAUGCCCUACGUGUGUAUCAAGACAGGAUCUCAGGAGCGGUGCGACUGCAAGCGUCUGUUCACAAAGGGCCGAUGAAUCGGACUCCCGUCUGGACCGCCUUCGUUACUCAUCAGCUCACGCGACGGGGCUGGUUAAAAACUUUGAAUUCGCGGUCUGUGGCAGUUCGCGACUUGAAGCUCACGAUCCUUAUGUCGGCGGACGACUACAAUCCGCCAAUGACCGAUCGCGGAGACCAUAUUCUGAAGUUUAAUACUCGGAGCGAUGCCGAGGGCUUUAAGGGCACGAUGGAAGAGAUAGCGAUGAAUAUUCGCUAA